Sphenostylis stenocarpa is the source of this 210-nucleotide messenger RNA. The record is from the annotation of a GenBank genome assembly. NCBI's taxonomy places the organism in Eukaryota, Viridiplantae, Streptophyta, Magnoliopsida, Fabales, Fabaceae.
AUGAAAAUGUGGCAGGGAAGACGAAAACCUUCAUCUCCCCGAAACGACGACGUUUUUGCUAUGAAGAACGUCACCGACUUUAUUUGCUUGAGAUGGAAGAAAUUGAAGCGCAAACGCAAGCGAGUUUGGAUUCGCGUUCUGAUUGACGGGAGAAUCGCGUUUUCACCUGAUGCGAAAUCAGAGCAGGGAUUACUGAUUUAUGAUGCAUAA